AUGGAGACUCUUCGUGCCUUAUACUUUUUGGGAGAUAAUGAUUUUGAAUAUAUACCUUUUGACAUCAAAAACCUAAAAAAUUUACAAAUUCUUGUUCUUCGUGAAAAUGACAUCAUUGAACUUCCCAAAGAAAUAGGGGAAUUAAUUCGUCUGAGGGAACUCCAUCUUCAGGGAAAUCGUCUGACUAUCCUACCUCCAGAGAUUGGAAACUCAGAUAUGUCCUCCAACAAGUCUGCAUUUCGAUAUGAAGGCAAUAUAUGGGUACCACCUAUUGCCGAACAGUUACAACUAGGAAUUAGCCAUUUACAGGAUUAUUUAAGGAGUGAAACAUACAGAGGGCUCUACAGUAGAAUGGUCGCCAAUAAACCUCCACCCCCUCCACCAUGUGUUGACAAAGCCAAAAAGAUAUUUUGA
Messenger RNA from Diabrotica balteata, 414 nucleotides. The record is from the annotation of a GenBank genome assembly. Lineage: Eukaryota; Metazoa; Arthropoda; Insecta; Coleoptera; Chrysomelidae.